Syzygium oleosum is the source of this 3016-nucleotide messenger RNA. Its product is annotated as phospholipid:diacylglycerol acyltransferase 1-like. Lineage: Eukaryota; Viridiplantae; Streptophyta; Magnoliopsida; Myrtales; Myrtaceae. The record is from RefSeq and is a predicted model, not a curated record. The coding region runs from base 533 to 2563 and encodes 676 amino acids. The transcript is spliced from 7 exons. Gene Ontology annotation, cellular component: cytoplasm. Gene Ontology annotation, biological process: lipid metabolic process.
CGCCGCCAUUCCUCCCUCCGCCACUCGCCAUCAUAUAAUCACAUCCCUCGCCCCCGCUUUCAUUCAACGACCGGUCGUCUCUUCCAUUUUCCGUAGCUUCCCCGUCAUUUUCUCGGCCGGGAAAAUAUUGACCGCCCUUUUUUUCUCUCUGGAAAGAGAAAAUUCUCAGCGCCGGGAAAAUUUAAAGAAAGAGCGGAAAGCGUUACGUUCCUACAGUUUCCGCUUGGUCCCCCCUGUUUUUAACGUAAGGAAAAAGUGGUGGGGGCGAAGCGAAGCUUGGGGUCGAGCUUUUUCUACUGUUCUUGGGUUACUUUGGGCUUCUGCAGCUGCGUGGUGAUCGAUUGUUGAAGGUGAAGAAAGGGUAAGAAGAAAAAGAAGAAAUGGGGAGGCGUGGAAUUUGGUGGAUACCCUUUGAUCUGCUGGGUGCGUGAUUUGUAGAGGAAGAUAAAGGUUUUCUGACGAAGUGGGUCGGAAAGAUUUUCCUGGAAAGGGAGCAGAGUGGAGCGUUGAGGGGGGAAAUUUCAAGGGAAAAAUGCCUUUGGUUCAGCGAAGGAAAGCUGCGGAGGCUGAUAGAGCCUCCAGCUCCGACGAGAAAAUCGCCCGGGACGCUAGCGAGGACGAGGACAGGAAGAAGAAGGAAUCGUCGCCGAGGAAGAAGGGGAAAGCCGGCGAGAAGAGCAAGUGGUCGUGCUUGGACAAUUGCUGCUGGUUCGUGGGUUGCGUCUGCACAGUGUGGUGGCUGCUGCUGUUCCUGUACAAUGCGAUGCCGUCCUCGUUCCCGCAGUACGUGACCGAGGCGAUCACGGGGCCGUUGCCGGACCCGCCGGGCGUGAAGUUGAAGAAGGAAGGGCUGGCGGCGAAGCACCCCGUGGUGUUCGUGCCGGGGAUCGUGACGGGCGGGCUCGAGCUAUGGGAAGGGCAUGAGUGCGCGGAAGGGCUGUUUAGGAAGCGUCUGUGGGGCGGCACGUUUGGAGAAGUGUACAAAAGGCCUCUAUGUUGGGUAGAGCACAUGUCAUUGGACAAUGAAACCGGAUUGGAUCCUCCUGGUAUAAGAGUCCGUCCAGUGACUGGACUUGUCGCUGCUGACUACUUCAUGCCUGGCUAUUUUGUCUGGGCGGUUCUGAUUCACAACUUAGCUCGGAUAGGAUAUGAAGAGAAGACUAUGUAUAUGGCUGCUUAUGAUUGGAGACUCUCGUUCCAAAACACCGAGGUGAGGGACCAAACACUGAGCCGGAUAAAAAGUCACAUAGAAAUGAUGGUGGCCACUAAUGGAGGUAAAAAAGCUGUUGUAAUCCCUCAUUCAAUGGGUGUUCUGUACUUUCUGCACUUCAUGAAAUGGGUUGAGGCACCAGCUCCAAUGGGUGGAGGCGGUGGACCUGAUUGGUGUUCUAAGCAUAUAAAAGCAAUCAUGAAUAUUGGUGGACCAUUUCUGGGAGUUCCAAAGGCUGUUGCUGGGCUUUUCUCUGCUGAAGCGAAGGAUAUUGCAGUUGCCAGGGCAAUUGCACCAGGUUUCCUGAGCAACGAUAUAUUUCGCGUCCAAACUCUGCAGCAUGUAAUGAAGAUGAGCCGCACGUGGGACUCCACCAUGUCAAUGAUCCCAAAGGGUGGGGACACAAUUUGGGGUGGUCUUGAUUGGUCACCUGAGGAAGGAUAUCUUCCUAGCAAGAUAAGGCAAAGAAUGAAUGACUCACAGGUUUCAAGUGAAAGUGGCACCAACAGUUCCGGUUCUCGAGCCAGAGUUAAUUAUGGAAGGAUCAUAUCAUUUGGUAAAGAUGCGGCAGAGUCUCCGAGUUCUGAGAUUGAGAUGAUUGACUUUAGGGAUGCUGUUAAAGGCCAGAAUCUUGCCAAUACAACCUGCCGUGAUGUAUGGACCGAGUACCAUGACAUGGGAAUUGAGGGGGUCAGAGCUGUAGCUGAACAUAGAGUUUACACUGCCGAAACUGUUUUAGAUCUGCUCCAUUUUGUUGCUCCAAAGAUGAUGGCACGUGGCAGUGCUCAUUUUUCAUAUGGAAUUGCUGAUGAUUUGGAUGACCCAAAGUACAAGCACUAUAAAUUUUGGUCAAACCCUUUGGAAACGAAAUUACCAAGGGCCUCUGAUAUUGAAAUCUUCUCCAUGUACGGAGUUGGCAUACCGACUGAAAGAGCUUACAUUUACAAGUUGUCUCCCUCUGCCGAAUGUUACAUUCCCUUCCAGAUUGACACUUCAUUCGAAGGUGAAGAUGAAGAUAGCUGUCUGAAGGAUGGCGUGUACACUGUUGAUGGGGAUGAAACUGUGCCAGUGUUAAGUGCAGGCUUCAUGUGCGCUAAAGGUUGGCGUGGUAAGACCAGAUUCAAUCCCUCAGGAAUUCGCACAUACGUUAGGGAGUAUGAUCAUGCUCCUCCAGCAAAUUUAUUAGAGGGUCGGGGAACUCAAAGUGGUGCGCAUGUAGAUGUAAUGGGAAAUUUUGCAUUAAUAGAGGACAUCAUAAGGGUGGCCGCUGGAGCUACUGGAGAAGACUUGGGAGGUGAUCAAGUCUACUCUGACAUUUUUAAGUGGUCUGAGAAGAUCAAUUUAGCGCUAUGAUUUUACACGCCGCUUCAUCAACGGGUGCUAAGCCGAGCAGAUUUUAUUUGCAGAAGCAUCUAUCGAAGCUUCUCUUUUGCCUUCUCGAGAAACGAAGGCUUUCCAAAUGCGACGACUGCAGUCAAAAUGUAAACCGCCUUGCUUCUGCAGAUGCCGUUCGACAUGCAUAUCAUGAGGACUGGCCGUCUCCCUCUUUGUGGAGUAUCUGUAAAACUAUUUCGCAGCAAGCAGACCAAUAUCUUAUUCAAGGUUGCAGACAGUAAUUUUCGCCACUUAAUUUAGUAGUGUGCGACUUGACAGACACUACAAGUCGUCGAUUCAUAAAGUCUUGCUCCUGCCCUCUGUAUUUCCGCCUUAUAACAUCGUCAUAGGAACUUUCGAAGCGCACUUUAAUCCGUGUAUUCAUCACUAUGUAGUGGUUUCUCAGAAUGGCCAUGUGAAGAUUGUGUACAA